Rhincodon typus (whale shark) is the source of this 3638-nucleotide messenger RNA. RefSeq lists its product as uncharacterized. The transcript is spliced from 2 exons. The coding region runs from base 2266 to 3390 and encodes 374 amino acids. NCBI's taxonomy places the organism in Eukaryota, Metazoa, Chordata, Chondrichthyes, Orectolobiformes, Rhincodontidae. The record is from RefSeq and is a predicted model, not a curated record.
UGCCUUGUUACGCAGUGCAACUUCGGAGCUACAGCAACUUUGAUAACCAACCUCCGAACUUUACAACUCCUAAUUUGAAAUACAUUUUUUCUGAUGAAGGGUCUAGGCCCGAAACGUCAGCCUUCCUGCUCCUAUGAUGCUGCUUGGCCUGCUGUGUUCAUCCAGCUCUACACGUUGUUAUCUCAGAUUUUCCAGCAUCUGCAGUUCCUACUAUCUCUAAUUUGAAAUACGGUUGGUUUUAUCUUACAAUUUCCUGUGUCUCGUCUCAGAUCUGGGGACUUAAAGUAACAAAAUGCAGCGCGAACAAAUCAGAAAACAUCCGAUUAACAGAUGUACAGCAACAGCAACUGUUACGCAUCUCCGUCAGAUAAAUCCCGUGAGUCACUGUUGAAAAGUGCCUGUUUAUUCUCCGUCCUCACUAAUCUCCAGGGAUUUGUUUGCCUCGUUUUUCUGCUCUUUUAUUGAAUGUUUGAUAGGCCAGUACACAGAGAACCACAGAAUAAUACAAGCAAACCAACCACCCAGUCUGUGUCAGCGCUUUGUAAGAGCAUUACAAUUUAUUGACGAAUCAAUGUUGUUGCUUGGGCUCUCCUCUAGGCCCAGUUCUAUGUUGGGUCUCAACUGGAAUAGCGCCUAACCCCCUGGCCAUUGCAUAUUUUUGAUGUAUAGAUGAUACAUCUGCUAUAUUUGAAUCAGCAACUGCAUGCAAGAAUUUCUUUGCGUCUUGAUAGAUUCCACCCUGUACUCAAAUUCACGUUUGAAAUGAAAAAAUCAAAUGAACUCCCUUUCUUGAUGGCCUAUUUGAGAUAUUACUGUCUACCUUCGCUGGUCAUUAAAUAUGUUGGGAUUCCUAUAGUUCCAUAUGCUCUAAGAUUGGCUUUAUCGAAACUUCGCAAACAGGGGCAAAGCCAUUUGCAAACUUGAUGCUGAAAUAGUAUGCAUCAAAACCAUUCUGUGAGACAAUGGAUAUCCCGAUCAGAUUGUUUCCCCUACUCCUCUUUAUGAAUGACCUGGACGUGGAUAUACAGGCAAUAACUUCAAAAUUUAUUGAAAACUCAGAAAUACAAUAGCAUGCAUAAAACAAAGCAAAGAAAGAACUGCGGAUGCCGGAGAUUUGAAACAAAAAUAGAAAUUGUUGGAGAAACUCGGCAGGUCUGGCAGCAUCAAUGGGAAGAAAGCAGAGUUAACGUUUCCAGUCCGGUGACUCUUCAUCAGAUGAUCAGAGAAGUUCUCCCAGCAAUUUCUUGUAUUUUUUUUCGUAAUAGCAUGCAUAAUUGGCCACAGUUUGUAGGUGUCAGCAAAUACUGCCGCAUACAGCGGAAGGGAAGUCGGAUGGACCCGGGAGGGGAGAAAGGGAGAAGAGAUCGGGAUCCGGCAAAAGAACUGGAGGGAAGAAUGCGGUGAACAGUCAGGGGACGAGAGGGGAGGGGUACUCUCCGCUCCCAUUGUCCCAUGCCCCGCCCCACCCGUGAGUCGCCGCCUUCCGGUCUACCCGCUCCCGCCAACCCAUUUGGAGUGCGCUUGCGUAGCAACGUAUUUGUUUGUGACGUCACACCCACAGCGCACGUGCUGACGUCAGAACGGGGAGAAGCAUGAUCCUUCGUGUGGUUCACUGGUGACAGAAAUGCCAACAUGAAAACGACCCAUUUAAUUCUAACUGUCUUUCGCUCAUUAAACAAGUUUUAACCAUGGGAUCCAAGGGAAUCCUUUUUCUUCAUUCACCGGAUGUGGGCUUCCUUGGCUGGGCCAGGAUUUACUGCGCAUCCCUCGUUGCCUUGGAGAAGGUGGCGAUGAGCCUCCGUGAGCCGCUGCAGUCACAUGCUGCAGGUAGCCCUACGAUGCCAUUGGGGAGGGAGUUUCAGGAUUUUAACCCAGAGAAAUUGAAGGAAUGGCGAUACAUUUUCAAGUCAGGAGUUGGAGUGUUUUGGAGGGAAACAUCUAGGUGUUCUCAUGUAUCUGCUGCCCUUGUCCUUCUCGAUGGUGGUGGUUGUGUUCUGUCUGAGGAGCUUUGGUGAAUUUCUGCAGUUCAUCUUGUGGAUGGUACUCACUGUUGCUACUGUGCAUCAGUAAUGCAGGGAGUGAAUGCUGAUGGAUGUGGUGCCAAUCAAACGGCCUUUUUGUUUUGAAUGGCUUCAAGCUUCUUGAGUGCUCUUGGAACUGCAAACAUCCUGGCAAGUGGGGAGUAUUCCAUCACAUUCCUUACUUUUGCCUUGUACAUGGCUGACAUGCCUUGCAGAGACAGUAGAAACUUUAACCGUUCACCAAAUGGCAGGAAGACCAUCUAGUCAUCGGAGAAAGCAGGGAGCUGAUGCAAAACCACGAAUGCCUCAGGAGGGAGCUCUGCUUCCAGCUGCUAAAGCAACCAGUCCAAGGGGUUCAGGAUCUAGAAGCCAAGGAGGUAGAUCAAAGGGUGGGAGUCCCAGCUCAGCCAAGCCGUCAAACACUGGAAGAUCUUUGAACCCAACUGUUAACACCAGAAACAUUGAAACACAGAAAUCCACCAAGCCAACUACCAAAGGAGCAGAAAGCAGUGGUGAUGGUGUCACACGAACCACGGUGGUUACUGGUAAUGCCAACUCUGGAUCCAAGGCAUUGGGUAAAGAGAGACACACCAACAAGCAAGUUGAUAAAAACAGCCAAGCCAGCAUUUCUGCACAACCAGAGAUGAUCAGUAAGCAGAGGGUAGCAGAAAUUGAGAAAGAGACACGGGGUCAAAGGGAAAACCCAGCUUGGUUCGAGCAGCGUAGAAACCGAAUCACUGCCUCAGUAGCACAUAAGAUUUCCCACAGCAAGUUUGUGAACGGUAAAAGUACCGAGGUCCCUCAGUCCUAUCUGAAGUCUGUUGUGGGCCAGGGCUCAAACGUUACGACGCCUGCAAUGAAAUGGGGUGUCCAGAAUGAGUCCAUGGCUAUCAAAAAAUAUGAGAAGCUGAAGUCCGAGGCCAUCGGGCACCAGGUAUGUGUCAGGUCAUGUGGGCUGUUUGUUGACCCAGAAAAGCACUGGUUGGCAGCAAGUCCUGAUGGAGUAGUGGUUGACAAGGCAACAGGGGAUACCAUCGGCCUGGUUGAAAUCAAGUGCCCCUACAAACACAAAAAUCACACCAUCAACAAGGCGUGUGAAGACAAAACAUUCUGCUUGGAACGCAACAAAGGUGAACUUCAACUGAAAAAGAAUCAUCCGUAUUUCACCCAGAUUCAAUGCCAGUUGGCGGUUGCAGGCCUCGAACAGGCUGACCUUGCAGUCUACACCGACCGUGAUGUUGCCAUUGUCCCAGUGAAAUCUGAUAAAAAGUUCUGGAAGAAUACUGAAAAUAAACUGGAAGAUUUCUACACCAGAGCAGUCCUACCAGAAUUACAGAAAAACAAUCCAGUGUUGGCAAAUGAAGAGUAACCACGUGAAAUAUUCAUGGUGUUUCCCUAAAUAAACCUAUACUUAAAAUGUUGCAGCCUCUCUCUUCAAGAAAAUGUCUGAAAUCAAAAGUGCUUAAAAUGAAAAUUCAUGGCGUUGUUAGGUAUAAAACUGUGGCUUUCUGAACUUUAUACCAGGAAGUAGUUGCAAAGCUUUAGUGAUGGAAAACGUGAUUCCACAAUUUCCCCUGUAUUGCAUCCAGAAACUAAUAAAAUGGCUGUUUCACUGUU